AUGGCCCUGGCCAACGGCGCCCUCGCGGCCAUCCCUACCUCCUGCAUGAUCGACUCCGGCACCCAGAUCAACGACCUGCCCAUUAGCGAGGCUGGACUCGCUGGUUUCUUCGCAGCCGCCGGUCUCACUCGUGAUUCCAUUGGCCACGUCGCCUAUAACGGCAGCUGCGACUCUGUCCCCAAGGACCUCACCAUCGACCUCGAGUUUGCCGGUGUCGAUGGCAAGAGCGUGACCAUCAAGACUCCAGUCCGUAACUACAUCCGCAACAACGCGGAUGCCGAAGCUGGAAUCUGCGCACUGAACAUCGAUACCGGCGCCUGCAUGCUUGGUGCUCCCUUUGCCACCUCUGCCUUCUUCGCUGCUGAUGAUGCCAAGGGCGAGAUUGCUUUGGCGCAGGGUGGUGUCUCGAAGAGAGGGAGCAAGGCGGACGAUGCCUCUCUGUCUCUGACUAUUCCUUGA
This is a messenger RNA of Colletotrichum phormii, 459 nucleotides long. RefSeq lists its product as uncharacterized. Bases 1 to 459 code for a protein of 152 amino acids. Lineage: Eukaryota; Fungi; Ascomycota; Sordariomycetes; Glomerellales; Glomerellaceae. The transcript is spliced from 2 exons. The record is from RefSeq and is a predicted model, not a curated record.